Messenger RNA from Puntigrus tetrazona (Sumatra barb), 1279 nucleotides. RefSeq names its product translocase of inner mitochondrial membrane 23 homolog a (yeast) (gene timm23a). The transcript has 7 exons. Bases 277 to 903 code for a protein of 208 amino acids. Gene Ontology annotation, biological process: protein import into mitochondrial matrix. Gene Ontology annotation, molecular function: transmembrane protein transporter activity. NCBI's taxonomy places the organism in Eukaryota, Metazoa, Chordata, Actinopteri, Cypriniformes, Cyprinidae. Gene Ontology annotation, cellular component: mitochondrial inner membrane; TIM23 mitochondrial import inner membrane translocase complex. The record is from RefSeq and is a predicted model, not a curated record.
UCAGCAGUGUCCUUUCGCUUUACGGCAGGGCAGCAUGUGGAGGUCAGCGAUACAGAAUCUCUCGGUCAGAGACUGAAAACUCUAAUUAUCCAUCAUCAACACUUUUCAGCUGAACAUAGUGACAUCUGACUUUAAUUUUUAACAGCACAAUAUACAAAACAAAGGGAUCGAUAUAGAAAAUCGUUUGGUGUCGCUAAGGUUCGCGUAAGGUUCGUUGGACGCGUAAGCAAGAGGUCUAAUUUUCGAGACCGUUUUUUCUGUAUAAUCUCUCAAGACAUGGAUAACAACACAUCGGCAUCAGGAGGUAUUAAAGGGGGACUCGGGAGCCUUUUCGGUGGAGGAACCCCUGAUUAUUCAAAUACUGAGCUCGCAGGAGUCCCAUUGAGUGGUAUGAGCCCUCUCUCGCCCUAUCUCAAUGUUGACCCACGUUACCUUGUGCAGGACACUGAUGAGUUUAUCUUGCCAACUGGGGCGAAUAAAACCCGUGGUCGCUUUGAGCUGGCCUUCUUCACCAUCGGGGGAUGCUGUAUAACAGGCGCUGCUUUUGGGACACUUAAUGGGCUCCGUAUGGGCCUGACAGAAACUAGAGACAUGCCAUGGUCAAAACCCAGAAAUGUCCAAAUUUUGAACAUGGUCACGCGACAAGGAGCAUCAUGGGCCAACACACUAGGAUCUGUGGCUCUUUUGUACAGUGUGUUCGGUGUGGCCAUUGAAAAGGCCAGGGGAGCAGAGGAUGACCUCAACACAGUAGCAGCAGGAACAUUAACUGGGAUGCUUUUUAAAUCCACAGCCGGACUCAAAGGAGCUGCCAGAGGAGGUCUUGUUGGUUUAGCCAUGUCAAGCCUGUAUGCUCUUUACAACAACUGGGAUCACCUGAAGGGGACAUCACCUUCACAUUACUGAGGAUAACUUGGAGCUCAAACCAUGGACUUAUUUUGACUCUGAGCCCAUUCUUAAUUUUAUGACCCCCUUUUGGAGAUGCAUCCGUUUCUUCUCUAUGAAAACCAUGGACCACCACACGUGCACAGACUUCUUCAGUUACAUUUAGAAGUGUAAUAUUUAAAUGAAAGAGCCAGGCAGCCUCCAGAUUACUUGGUGUGGACUAAGUAGAUGUGAACUUGCUGGUACUUGUCUUUUUUGGUGUAAGUUGCAGGAACUCUGUAUGCUUUAAUCAUGAGGUUUUAUCUGUUCUUAUUGUGGAUUGAGGCAUUUUGUCAGUGUGGACUAAACUGGCUGCUUCCUCUAUGAAACUGUAAAAAAUAAAAUAGUUUCCACUGUU